Molecule: messenger RNA, 1435 nt
Organism: Zingiber officinale
Lineage: Eukaryota; Viridiplantae; Streptophyta; Magnoliopsida; Zingiberales; Zingiberaceae
Exons: 1
Coding region: 144-1247 (367 amino acids)
Source: RefSeq, a predicted model, not a curated record
UUAUAACAACCCGCGGCUCUUCUUUGGCCACCCUCUUCUCCACACUCUCUCCCUCGAUCGCCAUCUCUCUCUGUCUGUUUCUUUCUCUCUCUUUCUAUUUAUUUCAAUUGCCCUCAUCUUCUCCUGCUCGAAGAGGAACUGAGAUGGAGCUCGGUGGCUUUGACAAUGGCGAAACCCUCGAUUGCGCUGCCUUCUCCCCUGCGCACCACCUAAUUGGCGACGCGGCGGGCAGCCCAGGUCCUGAUGCGCCCGGUGGCUACUUCUUCAGCUGCCCCGCUAGCCCCGUCCACUACGUCCUCUCCUCCCCGCCCUAUUCGUUCUCCUCAGACGCGGCCCCUGCCCGUGCCACGGUUGACGAUGGCUGGUCCGCCGGGCCCUUCGAGUUCGACGGCACCAUCGGAGGCGGGGCGAUGACCUCCGCCGACGAGCUCUUCCUCGACGGCCAGAUCCGCCCCUUGAGGCUCUCCUCCCACCUUCUGCGUCCGCAGCGCCUCGCGCCUCUGCUGGAUGGCGACGAGGAGGAAGGCGAAAUGACGGAGGAGGAGGAGGAGGAGGAUGGAAGGGGGCGAGGGAUGAGGAUGCGGAGUAGAUCCCUACAUCGGAGGACUAGAUCCAUGUCUCCCCUUCGAAGCCCUCGCUUCCAGUGGCAAGAAGAAGAAAAGAUGGAGAAGCGAGAAGAGGCGAAGAGGCUAGAAAUUAUCGACAAAGAUUCGAAUAAACCGGCGGCGGCGACGGCGCCGGAGUCGGCGUCGUCGUCCCGUUCCUCCUCUACCUCUUCCACCUCCUCCGGAGGAAGGAGCUCCAAGAGAUGGAUCUUUCUCAAAGACUUCCUGCUCCACCGGAGCAAAAGCGAAGGGAGCGAGCGGGACAGCGGCGGCGAGAAGGAUAGGUUCUGGCGCUCGAUCUCCUUCUCCCCGUCCGCUAAAUCGAAGCCCUCGUUGCCGAGCUCGGCCUCCUCACCGCAGGCAUCAGCAACUUCGUCUCCAGCGGCGGAGCAAACCAAGACACGGACCUCGAAGAGGCUGACAAACGGGGUGGCAACGCGGCGGAGGCCGACAAGGGCCGCGGCAGCCGCUUCCGCGCACGAGCGGCAUUACACGGCCAGCCGUGCGCAGGCGGAGGAGAUGAGGCGGCGGACGUUCCUGCCGUACCGCCAAGGCCUGCUUAGCUGCUUGGGCUUCACCUCGCGAGGUUACACCGCCUUCAACAGCCUCACCAAGGCCCUCAAUCCCGUCGCCUCCAAGUAAACAAAAAUCAACCACCCACUUCGCUUCGCUUCGCAUCGCAUCAAGAGAGGUAGUAGAUCCAUCCAUUUCUGUACAAAUUUAAUUACCAUUUAUUUUCCUUUUUGGUAGAGGAUCAAAAGCCAUACCAUUUUAAUUUCUACUCUAUCAAAUCGAAUCAAGUCGUGAGGCUUAAUUAUUUUGGUCCGAUA